Cheilinus undulatus (humphead wrasse) is the source of this 1660-nucleotide messenger RNA. It is a transcript of the gene tmem204, whose product is annotated as transmembrane protein 204. Lineage: Eukaryota; Metazoa; Chordata; Actinopteri; Labriformes; Labridae. The record is from RefSeq and is a predicted model, not a curated record. The transcript has 3 exons. Bases 69 to 749 code for a protein of 226 amino acids.
CCAGGGAACAGGGGUCAGAGGAGGAGGAACACGAGGGAGGGGAAGAGGUGGCGGGCGUCGGGCGUCGCAUGGCCGUGCAGAGGCUGGUGGCGGUGGCGGUGGCAGUGGCCCUGCUGUCCCUGGUCCUUAACAACGUUGCAGCCUUCACGCCCAGCUGGGUGCUGCAAGCGCUGGGAGAGGGGCGCAAGAGGAGCGUGGGACUGUGGAGGAUGUGCCCCGCUGGUGGAGAGAGGGGCCGUGAUGAUCUGCAGGCUGGGAGAAAGGGGCAAGGGACUCAGAGGCAGUGCCAGAGUCUGGGAUGGGGCUCUGAGUACGCAGGAUACCAGGAAUCCCGCAGCACAGUCAAAUUGCAGUUUGACAUGAUGCGAGCAUGCAACCUGAUGGCAACUGUGGCCCUGACUGCUGGUCAGCUGAUCUUCCUCCUUGGUCUGGUGGAGCUGCCCUUCAUCACACAGGAAUCUCAGUGGUGGGAGGAAGCUAUAGCUGCACUCUUCCAGCUGGCCAGUUUUGUGCUCGUGAUCGGACUUGUGACCUUCUACAGGAUUGGGCCCUUCACACACCUGUCCUACUCCUGCUACCUGGACAUCGCUGCUUGCCUGCUGGCCACGUUUGCUGCAGCCAUGCUCAUUUGGAACAUUUUACAUCGCCGUGAUGACUGCCUCGCUCCUCCUGUUAUAAUUAUCAGCCGCUCACUGGCAUCGCCUUUUCAUCCACGACUAGACAAUGACUAUGUGGAGUCGCCAUGUUGAGUCAUGUCACUUCAUACUGCAAGCAAGAAGUAUCAAGAGACUCUGACGGAAAGAGGACACUCCUGCUGCUCUACAACAGCUGGGAAAACAUGGACUAAAAAUGAUAAAACUCUAUUAUCACAAUCUGUUCCAACAUAAACAAGACGCCAGAAUUAUUUGCUACUUAGUGCACAAUUUAACUUUUUUUUAUUUUUUUACUGUAAGGCCCCAAAAAUGCACAAAUAUUCAACACUAUAAGAUGUUUCAUUACUUAUACUUGGAUUAGCUAAUUGUUAGUUAAACUGGACUCUACCAUUGUAACACCCUGUAAGUGGAAAGAUCAAGCUGGAACUUGACUUAUAUUGUUCAUUGUGCACUUAUGCAAUGGCCUCUUGCACACUUAUAAAUUGGAAAUUAUAAAAUGUUUUAAAUAUAAUACAAGAAUACCUCACAUGUUAACAAGUAUGACUGUUAAAGAUGCAUGUUAUAAAUAAGCAGAGUCACUAAAAAGCAAAUCAAAAUAGCUUUGGGAGAACUGGGAUCAGGCUACAUUUAAUCAAAUAAUGCUGUUGCAAUAAAUAAUGAAAAAAUCCCAAAGGUCUGCCAAAUCCUAUUUAUGUUCAGAUUGUUUGUUGUUUUCAUUAUAAUUUGAUGAUUACAAAUGUUUGCCACUGCAUUUGAAAAUGACAUUCACAUUUCAGAAUUUGAGUUCACUGUUCAUGAUGCUUUCAGCAGUAAACUGUGCUUGCCUGUGGUACAAAAUGCAUACUUAAAUUAAUAUUUUUACCAGAGAAUGCUUUUAGUUUUUUAAGUACUAUCAGUAUUUUGUGACAAUAUCAUAUCAUGUUAAGGCCUCCAUGCAGACAUUGCCAAACAUAGGGGCAAUUAAACAUAGAAAAACAUGUCAUAUGAAUUCAAUAAAUUUCUAUUGA